UGACAGAAAGCUACAAUAAAUGAGUUGAAAGAAUAAGAAGCACAGAAGAGAGGGAAAAAUGCCGAAACCAAUAAAUGUCAGAGUUACCACCAUGGAUGCAGAGUUGGAGUUCGCCAUCCAGCCCAAUACAACAGGGAAACAGCUUUUUGAUCAGGUUGUAAAAACAGUUGGCCUUCGUGAAGUCUGGUUUUUUGGACUGCAGUAUGUGGACAGCAAAGGAUACUCUACUUGGUUAAAGCUGAAUAAAAAGGUAACCCAGCAAGAUGUAAGGAAAGAAAAUCCCCUUCAGUUCAAAUUCAGGUCAAAGUUUUUUCCUGAGGAUGUUUCUGAAGAGUUGAUUCAAGAAAUAACUCAGAGACUCUUUUUUCUGCAAGUCAAAGAAGCCAUCUUAAAUGAUGAAAUCUAUUGUCCGCCAGAAACUGCAGUUCUGUUAGCUUCUUAUGCUGUUCAAGCCAAGUAUGGAGAUUACAACAAGGAGAUACAUAAACUAGGAUAUUUGGCAAAUGACAGACUUCUUCCCCAGCGUGUUUUGGAGCAGCAUAAAUUAACAAAAGAGCAGUGGGAAGAAAGAAUACAGAACUGGCAUGAAGAACACAGAGGGAUGUUAAGGGAAGAUUCUAUGAUGGAGUAUCUCAAGAUCGCACAAGACUUGGAAAUGUACGGCGUCAACUAUUUUGAGAUAAAGAACAAAAAGGGAACUGAAUUAUGGCUCGGUGUUGAUGCUUUGGGCUUGAAUAUUUAUGAACAUGAUGACAAGUUGACUCCCAAGAUCGGCUUUCCCUGGAGUGAAAUAAGAAAUAUUUCAUUUAAUGACAAAAAGUUUGUGAUAAAGCCCAUUGACAAAAAGGCCCCUGAUUUUGUGUUUUAUGCGCCACGUCUGAGAAUAAAUAAGCGGAUAUUGGCAUUGUGUAUGGGAAACCAUGAGUUAUACAUGAGAAGGAGAAAGCCAGAUACAAUUGAAGUUCAACAAAUGAAGGCCCAGGCUAGAGAAGAGAAACACCAAAAACAGUUGGAGAGAGCUCAGCUGGAGAACGAGAAAAAGAAAAGGGAAAUAGCAGAAAAAGAGAAAGAAAGAAUAGAACGUGAAAAGGAUGAACUGAUUGAGCGGCUAAGACAAAUCGAGGAACAAACAAUGAAGGCCCAAAAAGAAUUGGAAGAACAGACGAGGAGAGCGCUGGAGCUGGAUCAGGAGCGCAAGAAAGCAAAAGAGGAAGCAGAGCGCCUGGAAAAGGACCGCAGAGCAGCAGAAGAGGCAAAAACUACCCUUGCGAAACAGGCUGCAGACCAGAUGAAGAAUCAGGAGCAGUUGGCAGCGGAACUCGCUGAAUUCACUGCAAAGAUUGCACUUUUGGAAGAGGCCAAGAAGAAGAAGGAAGAAGAAGCUUCAGAAUGGCAGCACAAAGCUUUUGCAGCCCAAGAAGAUUUGGAAAAAACCAAAGAAGAACUGAAGACGGUGAUGUCUGCCCCUCCCCCUCCCCCACCAGUAGUUCCUCCUACAGAGAAUGAACACGACGAACAGGAUGAGAAUAACGCUGAAGCUAGUGCAGAACUGGCUUCUGAAGGGGUUGCAAAUCACAGGAGUGAGGAAGAACGAGUAACCGAGACACAGAAGAAUGAACGCGUUAAGAAACAGCUCCAGGCCCUGAGUUCCGAGUUGGCCCAAGCGAGGGAUGAAACCAAGAAAACUCAGAACGACGUCCUUCACGCGGAGAAUGUCAAAGCAGGCCGCGAUAAAUACAAGACUCUCCGACAGAUCAGACAAGGCAAUACAAAGCAGCGCAUUGAUGAAUUUGAAGCAAUGUGAGAGCUGUUAUUUUGAAUAUAUGUUCUUCAUUAAGCUUGAACCACCAGCAGAGAAACACAGACCUUUUCCACUCAUGAAAGGAACACACCCUGCCUUGCCAAAGCACUUAUACCAGUCUGUGGUUAAGUAGCAUUUCAUGAGUCAUUCAACAUUAAGGCAGCCCUGUCAUCUCUGGCUCUUUGUGGGGUUGUGGUAGCAGUUUCCAUGAUCUCAUAUCCUAUCUUUUAUUCUUUCUCCUCUAAAAGAGUAGCACAGUCUCAGGCUGUUACCUAAGCAUUGAUCAUUUGAAAAGACACUGGCUUUCAACUUAUAACUGGCCAU
Messenger RNA from Euleptes europaea (tarantolino), 2125 nucleotides. RefSeq names its product radixin (gene RDX). Gene Ontology annotation, cellular component: apical part of cell; microvillus; cytoskeleton. The coding region runs from base 59 to 1804 and encodes 581 amino acids. Gene Ontology annotation, molecular function: cell adhesion molecule binding; actin binding. Gene Ontology annotation, biological process: regulation of organelle assembly; regulation of cell shape; positive regulation of protein localization to early endosome. The transcript is spliced from 13 exons. The record is from RefSeq and is a predicted model, not a curated record. Lineage: Eukaryota; Metazoa; Chordata; Lepidosauria; Squamata; Sphaerodactylidae.